Molecule: messenger RNA, 1734 nt
Organism: Cladophialophora yegresii CBS 114405
Lineage: Eukaryota; Fungi; Ascomycota; Eurotiomycetes; Chaetothyriales; Herpotrichiellaceae
Exons: 1
Coding region: 1-1734 (577 amino acids)
Molecular function (GO): triacylglycerol lipase activity
Source: RefSeq, a predicted model, not a curated record
AUGGCCAACUCCAGGAUUAAAGCCAUAGCAGACAGCUUUCAAAACUCGACAAUAAAGUUGCCGCGGCUACCCGCAAUUCGACCUAAUGCGAAACGGCGGGCAUCACGAGAGCGGGGGAGUAGCGAGGCGUCCCGCGACACUGAUGAUGUUGCCACUGGGUCAGGGCGAGCUCCGGGCCGUCAAUACCCUUCGAUGAAGACGAUGCGGAACGCAGCCAAGAACAUCCAAGUGGAGACGCCCCAGCAACGUGCUCACCCUGUGCUGUCGCAGGCAUUGGCCAAGGCCGAGGGCGAUAUAGUCAUACUUGGUGGCUACAGGGGAUCAAUCUUGAGGUCGGCCAAACCCCCUCAUCGACAACUCUGGGUGCCCAUCAAGGUCGGCCUCAACCUGCGCAAAGUGGAUCUUGAGGUGGGCCUCACGCGGGAGGACGAAGAGCGGAUGGAGCAGACAGUCAUCCCAGACGGCAUUCUUUCUCAUAUCGGGCCAAUUGAUGUCUGCAGGAGGCUCCUCAAGCAUAUGAGAAAAUGCCCGAAUGCUCGCGACAACAAGCUCAGAGUCCAUAACUGGGGCUAUGAUUGGCGGUUGAGUCCUGACUUGCUUAGUGAGAAAUUGAUCAAGUUCUUGGAAUCGCUCGAGUCCAACCAUCCUGAGACGCCACGUAGGAUGCGAGGAGCAAUUGUUAUUGCACAUAGCCUUGGUGGGUUGAUUACGCGGCACGCGGUGAAUCAGCGUCCCGACCUCUUUGCCGGUGUGGUCUUUGCUGGUACUCCGCAACACUGUGUGAAUAUCCUAGGACCCCUAAGGAACGGCGACGAUGUCCUUUUGAGUUCCAGGGUACUCACUGCACAAGUCAACUUCACCAUUCGGACCAGUUUUGCCCUGCUGCCAGAAGAUGGCCGCUGCUUCAUUGAAAAGCAUACUAACAAAAGGUUCGAUCUGGACUUUUUCGACCCACAUACCUGGGACGAGUACCGACUCUCUCCUUGCGUUAACCCACCAUUAGGUCAUAGACUCAAAGAAAAAGACGAGGGUAGGAAGAGCAUUAUGGACCAUGUCUCCGAUAGCAUUGCCGAAACUGCUAAGCGUAGUCCUUGGCUCGGAGGUGGGCCUUCCAAAGGACAACCAUCGCAGCAUACAGAGGCCGGAGAACCCUUGGAGGGGACUGUUCACCGGAUGAACGACAAGGUGUUGGAGGUCGACCAAGAUCUCGAGGGCAAUGCGGAGGGCAUGGUUGGACCGUCCAUGAAGCAGUCACACCAGCGACCCAGCGUAGCGACUGCCGUGACAAUUCCGAAAGACGUUGCAAUGGAUUAUCUUGACCGUACGCUGGCCGAGGUUUCAGUCUUCAAGCAGCAGCUGAGAAUCAAUCCGAGACAUCAGGCGAGCAAUCUCUACCCACCGCAUGCGUUCAUCUUCGGCAAGACCGUCCCAACCGUGUACGGAGUGCGGGUGGCCAACAGAAAAGCGAUCAAAUACACGGAUGCAUUUGACGAUCUAGCUUUUGCAGCGGGAGACGGGGUGGUACUCGCAAGUGCGGCACAGCUGCCAGACGGAUAUCUGUGCGUAAAAGGAGGCCGAGUGGAAAGCGACCGCGGGCAUGUUGGGAUCAUGGGGGAUCUUGAAGGGAUGGGACGCUGUAUCGGGGCUGUGAUUGAUGCCAGAUUGAAGGGUGUCGGACUGGGCAAAGAGUAUGCGCGCAACAGUCUGGAAAUGAGCGAUGUUGUUGAGGGAUGA